AUGUCCCGAGACGAAAAAAUGAAACCUGAAGUCGGACCUGACGGGUUGGAUCGAGUGCCUACCGUGGAGGAGGGUCACGCACAGGCACGCCGGUUUUCUCUCGAAGACGCCGUGUUUGGCAUCAUCACCGACGAGGGUCCCAAUUAUCGUAAUGUCGGCUGGCUUGGGACAGUCGCUCUCAUGAUGAAGACGCAGAUCGGCCUCGGUGUCUUGUCAAUACCCGCCGUUUUUGACGUGCUGGGUUUAAUCCCAGGAGUCAUCUGUCUGCUCGUGAUCGCCGGCAUCACGACCUGGUCAGACUACAUGGUCGGCAUGUUCAAGCUCAGGCAUCGCGAGAUCUACAGUAUCGACGAUGCCGGCGCCCUGAUGUUUGGACAAAUCGGGAGAUACAUCCUGGGUGCCGCAUUUGUUCUUUAUUGGGUCUUCGUUGCUGGUUCGGGCAUGCUGGGCAUCUCAAUAGGUCUCAAUGCCGUCUCGACUCACGGUGCAUGCACGGCCGUCUUUGUCGCCGUUGCAGCCAUCGCAGGCUGCGGGCUGGGCAGUAUUCAGACGCUGGGUCGCAUCUCCUGGCUUGCAUGGCUUGGGCUGACAUGUAUUCUCACCGCAAUCAUCACCCUCACGGUUGCCGUGGGUGUACAAAACCGUCCGAGCGCGGCACCACAGCAAGGAGCCUGGUCUUCGGACUAUAAACUCUUCAACAACCCAUCCUUCUCCGACGCCAGCGCUGCACUAUCCUCACUCGUAUUUGCGUAUGCAGGCACACCGGGGUUUUUCGCUAUUGUAGCGGAGAUGAGAGAUCCACGUCAUUACACACGGUCGCUCCUGGUCUGCCAAUCGGGGGUGACCGCAAUCUACGUUACCGUUGGCUGCGUGGUCUACUACUAUUGCGGGUCGUACGUGGCCUCUCCCGCCCUGGGUUCCGCCGGGCAUCUCAUGAAGAAGAUUUGCUAUGGCUUCGCCCUACCAGGCCUGUUGGUGACGACCACGCUUGUCAUCCAUGUUGCAAGCAAGUACCUCUUUGUGCACAUCUUGCGUGGGUCAAAACACCUUGCCAGUCCGACUUUGGUCCACUGGGCCACUUGGUUCGGCUGCACUAUAAGCAUCGCUGUCGUUGCUUUCAUCAUUGCCAGUUCGAUCCCUGUCUUUGGUAGCCUUGUCUCACUAAUCGGUGCCCUCCUCGGUACGCUCCUGUCUUUCCAGCCGAUGGGUUGCAUGUGGCUGUAUGACAAUUGGAAGAAAGGGAAGACGGAGCGAUCUGUAAGAUGGAUCUUGAUGGUCUGCUACAGUGUAUUUGUCGUCGUGAUCGGUUCUUUCCUGAUGAUUGUUGGCACCUACGGGUCGGUCGUCGGCAUCAUCAACUCUUACAACCAGUCAGGGGGGUCUGCUGCUUUUUCAUGUGCCGACAACUCCGACUCUGUCUGA
Molecule: messenger RNA, 1422 nt
Organism: Exophiala oligosperma
Lineage: Eukaryota; Fungi; Ascomycota; Eurotiomycetes; Chaetothyriales; Herpotrichiellaceae
Exons: 5
Coding region: 1-1422 (473 amino acids)
Biological process (GO): amino acid transmembrane transport
Cellular component (GO): vacuolar membrane
Molecular function (GO): amino acid transmembrane transporter activity
Source: RefSeq, a predicted model, not a curated record